Molecule: messenger RNA, 3314 nt
Organism: Labeo rohita (rohu)
Lineage: Eukaryota; Metazoa; Chordata; Actinopteri; Cypriniformes; Cyprinidae
Gene: ddit3
Product: DNA-damage-inducible transcript 3
Exons: 4
Coding region: 358-1131 (257 amino acids)
Biological process (GO): ER overload response; positive regulation of intrinsic apoptotic signaling pathway; intrinsic apoptotic signaling pathway in response to endoplasmic reticulum stress
Cellular component (GO): cytoplasm; CHOP-C/EBP complex; CHOP-ATF4 complex
Molecular function (GO): RNA polymerase II cis-regulatory region sequence-specific DNA binding; protein heterodimerization activity; transcription factor binding
Source: RefSeq, a predicted model, not a curated record
GACCAUCUCCUGUCAGUUUCUCGUGAUCUCGGCUAGGUUGCACCCCGAGAUCCUUCCCCCAGAGUUCGGUUGGAGUCACUCUAUAAAUGUCCCCGGGAGUUUCCGAAAUCCACACUCGGUGACUUCAACUGAACAAUGGUUAACAUGAGCUAUCACCAAUCUCUACAAAAACACACACAGACCCUGAAUCCAAAACAGCCGAGGAAAAGAAAUAAUAAAAAGAAAAGGAAUCAUUGGGACAAUAUACCGCCAUCGACUCACAUUCAAACUUGAUUGACAGGAGACACUUUUGAGGUCUGGUGUGCUAGGUGUGGGAGCAUAUCGUGUUGUGUCUGUGGAUAGCGACUGAUUGGUGCGAUGACUGCGGAGUGGCUGUACCCCCCUGGCGUGGGGCCGCUGUGUGGUGCAGAGUUGGAGGCGUGGUAUGAAGACCUACAGGAUAUACUGGGCUCCGACGCGGGCGGGGCCAAACUCACGCGAGCCCCGCCUUGCUCCGAGAAGGAGCCCGAGUUUCUGGAUGUGUUGGAGAGCUGCUCGCUCACCUGGUUGACCGAGGGGCAGGUAUGGGGCGACGGGGUGCAACGGGUCACCGACGAACCGCCCGUCCACUCGCCGCCACCGCCGCGACAGGAUGACCGGAGAGGCGGCGGAAGUGACUCGGAGCACACCUCCUCCGGAGGAGACCUGCUUCCGCCAGAGUUCUUCGAGCUCCUCAGCGAAGGCGGCGUCGGGUCGGUGGAGACGAUGGUGACCGGCGGGUACCACGUUUCGCAUCACGCCCCUUCGUCGCCGUCCGCCAGCGAGGAGGAGCUCCCGACGGUCCCGGACACGUCGUCGUCCUGCUCCUCGGCGUCCCGCUCGCCCUCCCUCAACUGCUCCCCGCCGCCGUCCCCUCCCGUCUCCGCACGGCCGGGAAAGAGAAAGCGGGCCGGCGACAAAGGAGGAGGCGCACCGUGCUCCCCAUCCCCCGGGAAGAAGAGCAGACGGGAGCGCGAGCAGGAGAACGAGAGGAAGGUGCAGGAGCUGACGGAUCAGAACGAGCGCCUCAAAGCCGAGAUCGAACGGCUGGGAGAGGAGGUGCAGCGGACGCGCCGGGCGCUCAUCGAGAGACUCGUCAACACCAGGAGGUGAAGAAGCAACAGGAGGAGCCGAGGGGCCGAAGGGAAACCAACAAUUGGCGGAAAUUCAUCUCGCGGUGACCGUGAAAUGCACAUUUAGAGGGAGAUAAAAGACACGUGGGACGGGGGGAGAGAGAGGAGGUUCGCUGAGCGACUCCCGCCGAGAGAGAAAGAGAAAGUCAGAUUGAGCCGUAGAAAAGAAAGAAUGUGGAGCCCAACGGAAACGCGGUCAAAUCUCAGCCCGAAUCCAAAGCAAAGAAGAAAUGGUUUUUCACUAAGAAAAUAAAUUUGUUAUUUAAAUAGAUUUGUUAUUUUAGUAAAUUAAAAGCAGGGAUACAUUUAAAUCAAUGUAACUAAAUCAAUGUAAGGCGGAUGCUACAAAAUGUUGCAUAAAUGUUGCAAUUUAACAAAUUGCAAAUAAACUAAAGAAUGAAAAGUAUCAAAAGCAAAAAAAAAAAAAUAAAUAAAAACCAAGCGCAAAUCAAGUUCAAUUAAGACUUUUUUUGCUGCAGUAAAUUAACUAAUUUCUUAAACAUUAAAAUCAGCAUAAAGGCGAAUACUACAAUGUAUAAAUGUUACUGAACAAAUUACAACAGAUUUAGAUUACAGCAAUAAAUCUAUCAAAACCAAAUUAGAUUUAUCAUUAAGAAAAUUAAGCAUAAUUUAAGGAAAAAUCUAAAAUGACAAGUGAACUUUUUAAAAAUGCAAAUACCGUUUAUUCGUAUUGUAACAAUAACACAUGCUACAAUUUAACAAAUUAUAUUACAAAUAAGAACAAUAUGAUUUACAUUACGGCAAUAAGAGUAUUAAAAACAAAUAAGAAACUUGAAGCGUAAUUUAACGAAAAACGACGAAUGCAAAUACUGCUAUUUAUUUGUAAUAUAAUUUGUUAAAUUGUAUCAUUAAUACUUGAGUAACAAAUUAUGUUACAAAUAAAAACAAAUAUGAUUUACAUUACGGCAAUAAAAGUAUCAAAACCAUAAGAAACUUGAUUUUUCAUAAAGAAAAUGAAACCUAACUUAAGGAAAGAAAUCGUAGUUUUUGCAGUAAAAUAACAUUUUUUAAACCAUUUAAAUCAUCAUAAAUUAAAUGCAAAUACUACGGUGAUGCAUAAAUGCUAGAGUGUAAUGACUGACAUUAGGAAAAGAUUAAAGAAUAAAAUGCAAUAAAAUUAAAAAAUGAUGCAUAAUUUUACGAAAGCUUUUUUGCAGUAAAUUAAAAUGAGUUUAAUGCAAUGUUUUAAAGUUUAAACCAGCAAAAAUGAAAGAGAGGAAAACAAAUCUUGUCAUUUAUGGAUAUUUUUUUAAAUCAGCCAAUUACAGAAACAUGUUCUGCAUUAAAUGAAUCAAAAUGCAGCGUGCAGUUAAUUGUGUUUAAAAAAAAAAAAGAAACUGUUACGUUACUAAAAACCGCCUUUUUUCUUUUGCAUUCGGGAUGUUUUUGACCGGUUUUGUGAGAUUGGCCCGCUAAUAGCGCUGUAUUGUUUGGUUCAAGCACCAACUUUUAUUAAACUACCCAAAGGUUAAUCAACUUUCUGUGUAAUUGAAAGCUGAUUGUUCAUCAGUGCCGAGGAGUCUUGAGGGAAUGUAGCAGAGACGAUGAGAGAAAUGGCAGAACUGCAAUAAUAAAGAGAAGAAGAAGAAACGUGAUUGUAUCAGUGACGGUGAUUGUAGGUGCAUUUCAUUGUAACCAGCCUGUUUUAACUGGUGUAACGUGUUAACGAAGGGCUUUAACCGUGUAAAUCCACCCCUAGUUGACAGAGAUUAGUAGCUCAGGACUGUUAUAGUGAACGACUGUGAGCGUUUCUCUCUGCAGCUCACCAUCAACCCGAGGCCUCUAAGAGUGUGUGUGUUUGAGUGUGUGUGUCGGUGUGUGUUCAGAUGACGGGGAAUUUAUGAAUGGAUGUCCGUGGCGAUUUUGCUCUCACUUCCUUCUCUUGAAACUUUUCCAGAAUUUUUAGAGCUAGCAGUUUAUAACAUGCUCUCUGCCUCUGAUCAUGCCUAUUUUUCUAUACGCAUCUCAUAAUCAUCAUUACAUAUCAUCAUUUACCUUAUAUUGUAGUUUCUUAAUCUUACAAUAAACGUGCAUGCCGAUUUACUGUAUUAGAGUAGCAAACAUUUUUAUCGGAAUUUUAUUUAGCCUUACUUAAUACGGAAUUGUAUUACACUCAUUUUGUUAUUAAAAUUUUUAAAAGAA